This is a messenger RNA of Sphaeramia orbicularis (orbiculate cardinalfish), 6528 nucleotides long. Its product is annotated as rho guanine nucleotide exchange factor 28-like. Gene Ontology annotation, molecular function: guanyl-nucleotide exchange factor activity. Lineage: Eukaryota; Metazoa; Chordata; Actinopteri; Kurtiformes; Apogonidae. The transcript is spliced from 39 exons. The coding region runs from base 216 to 5711 and encodes 1831 amino acids. Gene Ontology annotation, biological process: regulation of Rho protein signal transduction. The record is from RefSeq and is a predicted model, not a curated record.
GUGAGCUCCGUCUGUCUGUGUGGAAGGACGAAGGCAAACAGCGCAGACACACACUCAUCACCACAAACACAACUUGUAGCUUCUGUCGCUCUGAAUUAGCAAACGCACAAUGAUUCCCACUUAGGUUAGGUUUGUUUGUUUGUUUUUAAGUAUAUUUUUUCGGUUAAGUUGAAGCGGACUGUGGGAGUUUGAGCUUCUGUAAAGUUGCUGUCCACAUGGAGCUGAGCAGGAGGAAGGUGCCUCUGUAUGGCCAAGCCAAGGUUUUUACGUUGCUGGAGGGUUUGGAUUCAGUGCCAGAGGAUGUGGAGGUCUAUGUUGUGCUGGAAGGAUCCACACUGGUCCAUGUGACAAGGGCUCAGAGUGACAUCAUGCUCUACUUCAUUGUCCCUGGACAUAAUAUGGCCGAGGUGGUGUCUGUUCAGGCCUACCUGUGCUCUGAAACCACACCCCUGACCUGGGUGGGCGGAGCUUCUCUGGAAUAUGUACAAGACGAUGCACAGGACCUGGCAGAGCACCUGGUAAUCCAUGGACACAGUCUGAACUCUAGGGAUCACAUGGAGCUAAGCAGCCUCUUCAACUUGGGCCAGGAGAGCUCUCGCUGGGCCAUGGAUCACCGUGUUGCUCUGGCCAUGGCCAACUUAGAUAUUCCAAAUAACUGGAAUGUACUGGGGAGCCACAACGGAGAUGAACACAGUCCCAGGGAGUCCCUACUCCACCUGGCUGUGCGCUGGGGUCUGUGUCGUCUGGCUGAGUUGCUGCUCUGUCAGCCAGGGGGUCUCAUGGCCGUCAGUCUCCCAAAUGAAGAUGGAGUCACACCGCUGCAGCUCGCGCAGACAGCUGGCAAGACUGAGCUCCUGGAGCUGCUCACACACCCACCCAACCCUCUGGCCACACCCCCUGCGGGUCUGUCCCAGGUGUGGGCAGAUCAGGCGCGGUUGCUCAGGUACUGUCACGACACAGGGAACCUGACGCUAACUGCCCGACAACACCUAAGAUGGAGUUCAGAGGAAAGCCGCCAUGCGGACAUCCUGCUUCUCAGAGACCGGCUCAGAGAUGAAGACUUCCUCAGAGAGAUCAAAGCAUUGAGAAGGGAGCGAGUGGAGACGAUCUUAGGGAAGGAAGAGCUGGUGGAUGAUCCUGCAGAGAACGGACUGUACUCUGAUAUCAAUGGAGGAGACUCGACCGCAGUGAAAAGCGGGAAUAUUUUUGACUACGAGGAGCCGCUGAUCUUUUGCCUGAAUGAAGAGGACGAAGACGACGACCAGUCCCAGUCUGACCCGGAGAAAAGUCAGUCCAUAAGGGAGAGCCAGGCCUCGUCCCCAACACUGGCUGCAGCUGCCAGACUGUCAGCCAUGAUCCACGGCAAAGACAGAGUGUACGCCAACGCCAUGCUAGUGGACCAGGUGGAUGAUAUAGACAUUAAGUACCGCUCACCAGGGGAGGAGGAGGAGGAGGGGGGCAGUCCUGCACCCCAUGUUGGAAGCCCAUGCUUGGACUCUUUCUCCAUGACUCCCCUCGACUCAGGGACUAGCCGACAGAAACGACACCCAUCCUCACCUUAUAUUAAUCCAGAGAGGGGAAUCCAAGGAUCCAGCCCCAAGAAUCCUGCAGAGCUGCCCCCCCAUGCUUCUCCCCCCUCUCCCUUUGCAUCCUCCCCGUCCUUUCCUUCCUCUCCCCUGGCUUCCGCUCUGCGUUCGUUGGAAGGAGGACAGAGGCGACUGAUACAUCCCUGCCUUCCAGUCUCUCCUGCUUUGAGUAGCAGAGGAUGCAACUUACUGGAGCGGACAAGGGGUCUGAGUCCUAGUCUGGAGUGUGACAGUGGAGAGGACGACAUCCUGGGACAUUCCUACCCCUCCUCAUCUUUCAAACAACAGUCUAGUCUGCGCUCCAGCUCAGGAGAGGAGCGGGACUCCUUCGACACAUCACCGGACUUUAACCGCUCGCACUCUGAGAGCACACACACCUCCAGCAAGAGCCCAGAGGAAGCAGAGGUCCGCCUGCGCUCCUACUCCUACUCCUCCCCCAAGGCCAAGCCGUCACGGCCGCUGCUAAACAGAGACGCAGCCAUCACUGACCUCGCUGAAGAGCAGAGAGCCUUCAGCCUGACUGAGACUCCCAGAGAGAAAAGGGUUUUGGGUUUCCGUAAGCGGGCCCAGUCAGCAGAGGAGGAGAGCAGCGCAUCACUCCAACACCUUACCCUCACAGAGUUCCUCAAAGAAAUCGAGGAUGAGGAGUGGGAUAAAUACAUAAUUCCCUCUAAAGUCGAAUCAGAGAAGUACAAAGUCAGCCGGACCUUCAGCUUCCUCAAGAGCAGGAUGUCCAGCACACGCAACAAGACCAAGGUGAAGGGGAAAGAGGUGAAGGAGGGAAAGGAGAAGUCCGGAGCUGCUAACGGACACCAGUUUGCUCCCGUGUCUCCGUCUGGUCCUGCUCUCUGUGUGGCCUGUGAAAAGUCCAUUUCUGGGAAGGAGCUGUUGCAGUGCUCCAACUGUUUCCUGAAUGUCCAUAAAGGCUGUCGGGAGUCUGUUGCAGUCUGCGGAAAGAAGCCACAGGACCGGAAUGCACCGCUGAUGAAAAGCAAGACAUUGUCUCUGCCACUGAACUCGUUUAAAGACAGCUCUCCAGUCUCCCUGUUCUCCUCUUCCUCUUCGUCCUCCACAUUUCCAACAAAAGAGCCAAGAGAGAAGAAAGACACAGUGGCCCCUUUCUCCAAAAGCCUAUCUGUCUCCAUAGAUACCAGACGGCUGAGCGAUACAGCAGCAGUGGAUGGAGAGUGCACCCCGCCCCCUUUACCAAGUAGUUCAUUGGCUGAUGAAGGGCUGAUCGCAGCGGCUCCGCCUUCCACUGACCCAGCAAUCAUCACACGAGAUGCUAUUGAGGCUCCUCUAAUGAGUGACCUAUCAGCCGACCUGCUGGGACUAGACGCCGAGUCCUGGAGUCUGGCAGUUAGUCCUGAGUUCUGCAGGAAGCACGACAGAUAUACCAUCAAACGGCAGGAUGUUAUUUAUGAGCUGAUGCAGACCGAGCUGCAUCACAUCCAGACGCUGACCGUCAUGUCAGAAGUGUUCCGCAGAGGGAUGCUGGAGGAGCUGCAGCUGGACCUGGACUGUGUGGCCCGGAUAUUCCCCUGCCUGGACCCCUUGCUUCUCUUCCACAGGAAUCUGUUUGGAGCACUGCAAGAACGAAGACAAGCCACAACUCAACCCGAUGACCCUCGAAAUUACCUCAUCCAUCAGAUCGGGGACAUACUGCUUCAGCAGUUCUCAGAUGAAAAUGCUGAGAAGAUGAAGCAGGUGUACGGAGAGUUUUGCAGUCACCACACAGAGGCCGUCAAUGUUUUCAAAGAGCUGCAACAACAGAACAAGAAAGUCCAAAACUUUGUCAAACAACAGAGCAACAACACCCUGGUGAGACGGCGAGGGGUGCCAGAGUUUAUUUUACUGAUCACUCAGCGCAUCACCAAGUAUCCGGUGCUGCUGGAAAGGAUAUUACAGUACACUCAGGAGGGAACCCAGGAACACUGCCACUUGUCGUGUGCUCUGGCCCAGAUCCGCGACAUCAUUACAACAGUGGACAUGACUGUAAGUAAAUACGAGAGGUGUCAGGAGCUACAGGAAGUGCUGACCCGGCUGGAAAACAAGAGCUUCGCUAAGCUGAAAAACGGGAAGGUGUUCCGCAAGCAGGACCUGCACAGCAAACACAGAGCUCUGCAACACAAAGGCCUGGUCUACUGGAAGACCGCCACAGGACGCCUAAAAGAUACAUUAGUUCUCCUCCUCACAGAUGUUUUAGUUUUCCUACAAGAGAAAGACCAGCGCUUCAUAUUUGCAGCUGUGGACCAGAAACCUCCGGUCAUACCUCUGCAGAAGCUCAUUGUUCGAGAAGUAGCCAAUGAGGAACGAGGGAUGUUCCUCAUCUCUGCCUCUUCAGUCGGACCAGAGAUGUAUGAAGUUCACACAACCAGCAGAGAAGAGAGGAAUGCAUGGAUGAGACACAUACGACAAGCAGUGGAGAGUUGUCCUGAGGAAGAGGAGGAGGAAGAGCGGAGUGCUGAAUCUGAGGAGGCAAGGCGGGCAGCUGAAGCCAGAAUUCAGAAGAUCACUAAGUUCCAAGAGACGUUGUUGGGUCAAGACCAGCUCAUCUGCAACAGCCUGGAGGAGAAGUUACAUCUGUACGCGGAGCUCACUGAUCUGACACUUGGCUCUCCAGAACCUGUACCACACCGCCAUCUGCUGGUGCAAGCAGACACUGACACUGAGAUGCCACGACAGGCCUCCUCACUGCUCACAGCUGCACUCAGAGAAGCGGAGAACCUGAUCAGCAUUCUGCAGUCUCGUGAUGCUGUUUCAGUUCAAAGCCAGUGUUCUCCGGUGAGACGACCAGAGUGCUGCAGCUACAACAGUCACGGCAGCAGCGUCCACGAGUCUCCGUCUGAACCAGAUUAUCUGAGCACGCUCAGUAUGAGCUCCACCUCUCUGGGAUCAGACAGUGAGCUGACAGGGCUGGAUGGUGUUUCAUGGAGUUCUGCGGCAGAGCUCAGAAGAGGAGACACCAAAGGGACACUGUUAAAGGUGGCAGAGAGUGUCCAGAGUCUGACUCAGCUUCUGUAUAGUCUGCAGGCAACGGUGAACCUGCAGGACAGCUGCUACGAAGUUCAGAAGCUUCUUCUUCAAGAGACAGAGCUGCCUCAGCUCCGGACCCUCACAUCACUCCAAAACAAUACGGAACAGGACAAACAAAAGAGCACUGAAAAGAAGAAAGAGGAAGUUGAAAAGAGGGGAUUCGAGAAGAAGAAGGAAGAGGUGGUUGAGGUGCAGAAACUCCAUGUGAAGCUGAAACAAGAGCAACAGCGCUGGGACAAAGAGUGUGUGGCCAGAGAGAGACAACAGUCUGAACAUCAGAGUAUGUUGGAGCAGCGUGAGCAGCAGUGCUUCCUGGAGGCCGAGCGGCUCCGCUGUGAGAGAGAGGAGCUGGAGGCCCAGCUGCUGGAGUAUCAGCAGAAUCUGGAACGACUGAGGGAGGGCCAGAGGAGUGUGGAGAGAGAGAAGGAGAACAUCGAAGCCCAGCAGAGGAUCCUCCAGAGCUGGAGACACAACCGGCAGAGCAGCCUGCCUGUAACCAUACCAUUGGAUGGUUAUAAGGUGUCCAGUCACAGUCGCUCAGGCAGCCUCGAUGGCAGCUGUUCAGUGUAUGAGAAUGAGGCUCUGCUGGCCAGCCUCCAGCAGAACCACCUCCAUCAACCCACCACCACCAACAACAACCAGCACCAGAAUCUCCUCCCCACUCCAAAGAAGACCCAGAAUGGACCCCUGAACAGCUCCAGCUACAGCACUAACCUCGGCCUGAGCGCCAGCCUCUACAACAGCCUCAACACACUGCUGAGUCAGGCUCACAGUAAACAGCUCCCUGAUGAGCUGACGCGCCCCAACUAUGGGAACAACCACGGAUCCCCUCGACCGCUCAAUGAUUCCAUCCACCCAUUGAGCAGCAGGGCCAGCACACUGCCACAGAAGCCCAGCAACACAGACUUCUGCCCACCUUUGAACAGACAGUCCCUGGGCCCCUGGAGGUCAGAGGUUACAGGGGACAGUCUUUAUGAGGAUGACUACUCGUCUCCGUCGCUCACACCCCUCCUCCCUCCACAGGCUUACCUCUCUCUGGAAGGACAGAACGGGGAGGAGGGAGGCGAGGAGAACAUCGUUUAUCUCUGAGAAGAUCAAUACAAGCUGCCUGAUAUUUAACUGGAUCCAUAAAUGAUACCUGGUGUUGUCCGGCUGUAUCUGUGUGUGUGUUUCCACCCAGAUAAUCAGAUAAGUGACUGUUUGAGGGAAGGAAUUCUACACAGAUGAACGCAGUGUAUCAUUUUCUUCCUACAUGAUCAAACCAUUGUGCCUUUUUUCCAAAAAAGCUCUUUGUACAACAGCUUUUUACUUUUUACUCUUAAUAACAUCAUGUAUAAAUCAGUGUCGGAAGUUAAACUUGAUUUUUUUUUUUUUUUUUUAAGUAUCUGUUGCACCUGUUAAAUGGCAGAGGUACUUAGGUGCCAAAAUACUGGGCUCUAAAGCAACAGGAACUAAUAACAGAAUAAGAAAUAUUGGUAUUAUUUUACCAUGAGCACUUAAAAUAAAAUGGAAAUAUUAAGAAGCCAAUUGAGCCCUUCCCAAAUCGCUGUACAGCUUAAAUUGAUAUUUAUAAGGAUUUGUGAGCAAAAAUAUGCUGACAUGAUUGUAUAGAUGUUGAAUAUAUGUAUAGUUUUCUGGAAAGGCUACCUAUGCACACAUUAUUGUAAGAGGAACAGAAUGUUCCUGUCCUUUGUUUCUCACUGAAGUGCCAAAAUCCUGCUUUCUGAUAAUGUAAGAAGUGAUUUCUGUAAAGAAUGUGUAUCUUCUUUUCUCGUAAUUUAUUUAAAGUCAACUGCUUCAUGCACUGUCAACAUUAAUAUUUUAUUUGCUAUGUAUAAUCUCUGUAAUCAGAACUGUGCUGUGCCAUAUUAAUAUCAUGCUGCAUAUAAAAACACUUUGAUGCGAA